GAGAGAGAGAGGAAAAUGGGUGGACGGAAAGUCCCCGUGUGGAAAUCCCCUUGACUUGGGCUUUUUCCUUUUUUAUAAAAACUAUCCUUUGCGGACGUGUGUACUCUUGCUUCGCAAGCUGCGAGCGCUCCAAAAUAGACCUGAUACUGAAGGAAAGAGAAGGUUGAAUGGCGCCGAGGACCGCUGCGGUGAGGCUGAGUGAAGUGGCUGAGAGAGGACUAGCCUGAGCAUCCGGGAGGGCUUUGUUAUUACCCCGACAUAUUACACAGUUUCCACGUUGUUCAGUCAGCGUCGGUUGGUGCCUCCUCCUCCUCCUUUCCUUCUCCUCGUUCCUCCUCUCCCCUCCUUCCAUCCACCUGGCCACACAUCCGCCAUGUCGCAGGGUCAGAACUUCCUCCCAAAAUUCCUGUUUGUCUCCAACCUGCUGAAAGCGGUGAAGAUCCGCCAGCGAGUGCCCAACGACGUGGUGAAGCCGGCUGCCAGCGGCGGCCUGCUGCACCACCUGCGGGGUAUGCACCGUUACACGCUGGAGAUGAUCGCCAUGAACCACUUUCCGCAGGCCUUCAGGGAGGUGGUGCAGGCUGCCAUCCUGGACCGAGCCAUGCAGGCCUCAUUGGAGCAGGAGAAGAAGCUCAACUGGUGUCGGGAGGUGAAGAAGAUGGUGCCCUUACGUACAAAUGGAGAUGGGAACUGUUUGCUCCACGCAGCCUCUCAGUACAUGCUGGGUGUUCAAGACACAGAUCUAGUGCUUCGAAAAGCCCUCCAUGGUGUUUUGAAAGAGACGGACACUGGCGUCUUUAGAGCUCGCUUCCAGGCAGAACUGGUCCAGUCCCAGGAGUUCACCCAGACUGGACUCCGGUACACCACCAUGAAUUGGGAGGAGGAGUGGGAAAAGAUUGUGAAGAUGGCGUCUCCUGUCUCCAGUAGCAACGGCCUCCAGUUUGACUCUCUGGAGGACAUUCACAUCUUCGUCCUCUCUAACAUUCUCCGCAGACCCAUCAUCGUCAUCGCAGACCAGGUGGUCAGGAGUAUGAAAUCUGGCUCCUCCAUCUCUCCUCUGAAUGUGGGUGGGAUUUAUCUGCCGCUACACUGGCCUCCCACGGAGUGCUACAAAUACCCAAUAGUGCUCGGCUAUGACUCCCAGCACUUUGCACCCCUCAUCACCAUCAAAGACAGUGGUCCAGAGAUCCGAGCAGUACCGCUAAUCAACCCAGGACGGGGGGGCUUUGAGGAGCUGAAGGUUCACUUCCUGAUGGAGAAAGAACAGCAGCAGAAAGAGAGGCUUCUCAAAGACUACAUGCUAUUGAUAGACAUCCCCGUCAUAGGCUUGGGCUACGAUGCCACACGGAUCAUCAAUGCUGCACGGCUGGAUGAGGGGAACCUCCCUGAAGACAUGAACCUGAUGGAGGACUACCUGCAGCUUGUCAACCAUGAGUACCAGCGAUGGCAGGAGGACAAGGAGCAGGCAUGGGCCGCCCAGCCGCAACGCCCACCGCCCUUCUCCGUCUCCCAGCUCUCCCUCAUUGAGAUCCGUUGUGCCACACCACGAUGCACCUUCUAUGUCUCUGUUGACACACAGCCUCAUUGCCAUGAGUGCUUUGAGAAGCGACAAGCCACUACUGGUGGAGGAGCGAGGAUAGAAGGGGUGGUGCAGACCAAGGGAGGAGGGGUACAGGGUGGGGUAGGAGUGGUAGGGGGAUCAGAGACUGAGGUGAGCUCCAGAGGAGCCCGAAGUAGCAGCCCCCCAUCCUCUUCGUCUGGGAGAGGGGUGUCCAGCCCCCGCUCAGCCCCACCUACCGCUCCCAGCCUCAGCCUGUACAGUGAAACUCAUGCCAUGAAGUGCAAGACACCUGGCUGCCUCUUUACCCUUAGCGUGGAACAUGAUGGACUUUGUGAGCGCUGCUUCAACUCCAGGCAGAACCAUGGACCCCCUGGUGCUGGAACAGCUGCUACAGGACUGCCAGGCCCCAAUGGGGGGUCUACAGUUCCCCACCCGGCCCAGGGCUCCGGCUGGACCCAGUGGGGGGGUUGUGAGGCAGAGACAGAGCGCUGCAGCAUGUGCAGACAGGAGGCGUUCAGGAUAUUCAAUGGCCUGUGCCCACCCUGCAUGCAGAGACAGCAGGCUCCAGAGAGGGGAGAGCCACAGCAGAACAACCCCAGGACUGAGGCUUCUUCAUCAGCUUGGAGCCAGCCCAGGGAGGCUGAGCGGCCAUGCCUCACCCUAACCCCAGGGCACACUUCAGCCUGGCAAGCCCCUCUGGCCCGCCCUUGUAAACGAUCUGGCUGCCAGUUCUUUGGGACGCCAGAGAAGUUGGGUUUCUGCACUAUUUGCUACGUAGACUAUCAGACCAACCACCACCUGACCCCUCCCCCUGCCCCGGUCCAGAGCCGGCAUGGUUUGGAGGCAGGCUUCCAGAACGCCUCACGGUGUCGUGGGCCUGGGUGUGGUGCGGUCGGCAAGGCAAUGCUGGAGGGCUACUGCGACAAGUGCUACGUCAAAGAGCAAAGCACACGGCUCAACCAAGUGGCACAUCGCACACCACACUCCCCUCCUCUGGUCAUGCGUGACCGAGCAGCCAAACCCAGAUCUUCACAGCAAUCCCAGACCCAGACUCAGUGCCGGCGAAGUGGCUGCAGUAAUGUGUCCCCAGGUUGCACAGACCUCUGCCCAGAGUGUCAUACACGUGGCCAGGGUAGAGAGGCGGGCAGACGGGCGCAGGCGCCCAAAGAAAAGUCCAAGCAGCGGUGCCGGACGCAGGGCUGCGACCACUACGCCAACCAAGAGAAACAGGGCUACUGCAAUGAGUGCGACCACUUCAAACAGAUUUACCGCGGCUGACCACAUACAUACCCACGCAUGCAACGAUGAUGAUGACGACACAUCGCUAGCACGCUAGAGCCGCUGCCCUGCUGUGGGCACCUCAUGCCAGUCAAUGCACCUCUGAUACUAACUAACCAACUAACUAACUAACUAGCUAGUGACUAACUAGUAACCUUAUGGCCUGAAAAUCAACCCCCCCUAUGUAGAAUGUGAAGAGAGAGUGUGUGUACGUGGGGGGCUGGGGGGGUGAGUGAGUGAGCGAGUGCGUGCGUGUGUGUGUGUGUAUGUGUGUGUGUGUGUGUGUGUGUUCGCAGUAGACAUGGCCUCCAGAAUACCUCUUUGUGCAAUUAUUAUUAUCAUCUGAUGUGCCGUGUGCACUUACACAGUGAGAGGUUUGGCUACAUGUCAGAGCAACUGACUUAACUCUUGUGUACAAUAUGUAUUUAGAGGUACGCAGUGAAUCGUGCCGGACAAAAUGAUUGUAUGUUGACAUAACAAGAAGCAUCUGACAUUGCUUUCUAGACCACAGCCAAGGAUUUAUACCCCCCCCCCCCCCCCCCCCCCCCCCCCCAGUCUGUCUGUCUGUCUGUCUGUCUUAACCCAUCUGUGUAUCUGUCUGCCUGUCUGUCUAGCAUUUGCUCUGUAGAGUGAGGAAUGCAGUAGUUGGGGAAGCCCAGCAACCAGUGUGUGAAAGUAGUAAGCAGAAGUGAGCUAAACUGGGCCAAAGCAAAGCCAGUGAAGUGCUUGAAAUGGAAUGAAAUGGCAUCCAAAAUCAUUUAGCUUAGUUCUCCAAAAACACAUGUAUGUUCUCCCAGAAUAGACAAACAUUUUACCAAGAAAGGCUCUUGCAAUCAAUACUGUAAAAUGAUCAAGAACCAACUUUCUUCCAUUAGUCAGUCAAAAGCAGUGUUAUAUUUUGAGGCAAAUUAUUCUUCAUAUUGUUAGAUCCUCUGUUAUAUAAAGUUAACAUUGUGAAUUACCAGAUAUGGAAAGUAAGAGCAGUACAGGUGUCUGAACAGUGCAAGACAGACAGGGCAGGCCCCUGCUAGUUUUGGUGCUACAUGUACAGAAAUACAAGCCUCUCCAUUGUAGCCAACAAGCUGGCGGUGUCAGCGGACAGAAGGCAGAGAACACAGUGGAGACAGGACUCAUUCUCUUUCUAUUCCUCCUGUCCUUCCUCUUAUUUCCCCUCUUCUCCUCCAAAACAAAUCUGUUGCCUUGGACGUUGUUUUCCUGUUUACUGACCACUUAAGCACCUAGAAACGCAUUGACACAUACCUACACUUGCGCACACAAAUGUAAUAGCUCCAGUUCUGUCAGAAGGGGAUUGCCAACUGUAGAGAGAACUGGGAACAUAAUGAUGGAUGAAGUCUGGAUGAUUAUCCACCUUAUCACCACAUACACACAUAUGCACGCACAUGCAAACACACCUCUGUGAGAUUGUACGCGCCCCACCCCAGCCUGAGGUGAUGUGUAGGUAAAUAAACCCGCAGAGAAAUGCAUUCCUCUCUGCUCCACCCCACUGGACGUGCCAAGGCGACAAUUUCAAAACUCCAGAGAGCAAUCCCAUUGCCUGCUGGCUAAUCUUGUGUAUCUGAAUGUGUUUUGUGCUGCUGAUACAACAGCACAGUAUUGGGGCUCAUCCUCGAUAAGUUUUGCCUUUAAGUGAUUGAAAUUUUAUGGACCAGAGGAGCCUGAUCAGUGAUCCUGGAUCAGUGCUCCCACCUAUAAAAUGCUUUUGUGAAUAUGGAUCUUGGUCCAUAUUGUUGGACCUUCCAACCCGAUGCCUCAUCUCCAACACACACACACACACACGCCCGCGAGCGCAACGCACGCAUGUGUGCGUCUGGAUUACGCAAAACUGACAUUCCUUUUUUUUGUUUGUUUUUAUUUUGUUUUUGGAUUUUUUUAAUGUAUUUUAAUAUAUUUGGUUUUGUUUCUGCCAAAAAAAAAAUACAUGUGCCAUCAAUCGCCAAACAAUUGUUGUUACCUCCUUAAAAAUGGCCAGCCUGGACCAUUCUAAACUAACUAGAGUGCUGCAGAUAGACAUCUCCAACUUUGUGUACCACAGACUAGAGCUUGUCAAGCUCUCUGACGUUGAAAAUCCCCAAAUCUUUUCAUGAGUAUUUAUCUACAGACAUAACCUCAAAUGUAAAACAUUUAUCAAACAAACUCAAAUGUGUUAUCAACUGGAACAGUGAUUACCCCUCAUACUUGUGCUCAAGAACCCUUUUAUUGUAGGAGGAUGUCCAUCUGUGGCUCUAGUUAGAAAAGCAUAGACAAAACAGGCUCUCGGUCUGCCUUUUCAUUCAACUGUAUCUAAAGCUGUCGGGCCAGCCCACGUGUUGAUGGCCUGUACGUAGAUCUCUGUGUGCUUUAAUCACCUCUAGACAAACCUUAAUCAAAUAAAGGCCAAUUAGUGGUCAGCUCGUCAGGGCCCCAUAAAAUGAUUUUGGGGCGUUGACUGAGUUUGACUGGGAGGAGAUCACAGAAGUUGCACAUGACUUGUCUAAGCUGCUGAGGCAUUUAGGAAUGGUACUCCGACUCGCUUAGGGACAUUCCAACAGUAGGAAGAGCAUCCACUUAAGAGCAGAAGGUGUAACAAAACAUGCAAACUGUGUGGAAGUUUCUUUGUGUGACCUUUCGACAAUAGGGUAUUGUAUGAAAAAAAAGCCUGGUUUUAUUUGUUAAGUAUUUAUUCAUAUCAAGAUAUCUGUAUUGUGUGAUUCAAUAAUUAUUUAUAUGUUGUCCUGAAAUGAAUUAUUUUUAUUAAGAAAUCUGAACUUUACUGUUGUUCUUGUGUGUUCGUGUGUGUGUGUGUGUGUGUGUGUGUGCGUGCGCGCUCACUAUCACAGAAUAUGGUUGUACAACACAACCAUUUGGGCGAACCCUACAUGCACAUACAGUGUGCUUGUGUGUUCUUUUUGAGAUUUAAACAUGGCACUCUUAUUACUGCAUCUCUCUACUACGCUGUGCGUUGCCUGUCUCUGCUGAAAAGCAGUUGCUCACUACUGGCACCAAAUCCAUCUCCAGUGUAGGAAGUACAGUGGGUGCUGCAAAAGUCAUCAGAUAACUGAUCACUGAGGCCUGGUUUAGAUGUGGCAGUGUGCACUAUUUUCCUGUGUUUAACUGGGUUAGCUCUUUUUCUUCUCUCCGCCCCCAUUGUUUUUUCUUUUCUCAUUGUUACACAUUUCCAUACAAAAAUUUUCAAAUGAAGUUUUUCUUAGGUGCUUUUUUAAAAAUCACUAUUCAGUUCUUUCCAGGCUUAUGUUAGGGCGUCAAUAAAAAAAAAAAGGGAACCCCCGCCGUCACAUCAAAAAGCACAGUUCACCCGGGAGGAGUGGAUGAGGCAGUGGGAGGGGGGAGUUUGGAGUGAGGGGAGAGGGGAGAGUGGUAGUGACAGGUGGGGAAUUGGCUAUAAUUACAUAUGGCAGGCCAGAGGUGACAUUUAACAAGUAUGGGGUGGCAGUGUUGUGCGUGGGCUCUCAUCAUCCUACAGCCUCUACCACAGUCAGAUGGGUAGGCUGAUGUGGUUUCCUGGAAAUACCCCUGUAUGCAAACACUCCUUUUGUAUAACUGUUCCUUUGCAGAUGAGCAUUGUUUCACUUGUGUGAGUGCCUCACUAAUGUGGUGCAGUUAACCUUCCCAUGCAGUCUAUAAAAAUAAUUAUGUGAAGCAAACAUGUUACUUGUAACAUGUAACUGAAAUGUAAUGGAUGCUCACCUUAAACUGCCUAUUUUCAUUACCAAAGAUCCGUAGUUAAAUGAUGCUGGCAGAGUUAUCUAGUACAACAUGCAGUCACAAGAAAUCUGUGUCUAUGAAAUGAUGCAUUCCUAUAGUCCUGGGAGAUAUAGUUGAAAUGAGUAUGAACAUAUUAAUAAUACUAUUUUUCUGAUAUCAAUAAAUAGCAGAACAUACAAUAUAUAAAAGUCAAAUUGAUGUUCGAUCAAUGGAUUAGAUAUGACAAAAAUUCACAAGGAAAAAUUCCAUUUCCUUGCAAUCAGUCUUUUGGACUGAAGAAUCAACAUUUGUCAUAUAAAAACAAAAUUUAUUGUUCUUGUGACAUAAAUUUUUCCUCUAAAGUUAUUCUUUAUACUGCAAGGGUUGCUGGAGUUUUGACCUCCACACUUGUUGGAAGUAUGUGAAGUCAUGCCAGAAAUCCCACUCUGCAUAUCAGUAAUUGGGACAACAGAACUUUUGUAAAAUGAUCACAUGAUGCGAUUAUGCCCAAUAUCAGUAAAUGAUAAUACUGAAUUGAUGCCCAGCCUUAUUACUUAACAAUUUGUAUUAGCAUUUGACAUUAACUAACCAUUAAACCAGGUGGAUAUUCAUAUUCUUCACAUGGCUAUAAAUGCUAAAGUAGGGACAUAUUCUUCACAUGGCUAUAAAUGCUAAAGUAGGGACACCAAAAUGUAAAAAAA
This is a messenger RNA of Micropterus salmoides (largemouth bass), 7242 nucleotides long. RefSeq names its product tumor necrosis factor, alpha-induced protein 3 (gene tnfaip3). Gene Ontology annotation, biological process: protein K33-linked deubiquitination; cell migration; cytoskeleton organization. Lineage: Eukaryota; Metazoa; Chordata; Actinopteri; Centrarchiformes; Centrarchidae. Gene Ontology annotation, cellular component: cytoplasm; nucleus. The record is from RefSeq and is a predicted model, not a curated record. Gene Ontology annotation, molecular function: K63-linked polyubiquitin modification-dependent protein binding; DNA binding; zinc ion binding.